UUCUCUUUCUCUGACUAUGUCUUCUGCAGUGGUACAGUUGUAUGCAGCAGAUCGGAACUGUAUGUGGUCAAAGAAGUGCAGUGGGGUUGCAUGUCUUGUUAAGGACAAUCCUCAGAGAUCUUAUUUUUUAAGGAUAUUUGACAUUAAGGAUGGGAAACUAUUGUGGGAACAAGAACUAUACAAUAACUUUGUAUAUAAUAGUCCUAGAGGAUAUUUUCAUACCUUUGCUGGAGAUACUUGUCAAGUUGCUCUUAAUUUUGCCAAUGAAGAAGAAGCGAAAAAAUUCCGAAAAGCAGUUACAGACCUAUUGGGCCGGCGACAAAGAAAAUCUGAGAGAAGACGAGACCUUUCAAAUGGUCCUAAUUUACCCAUGGCUACAGUUGACAUAAAAAAUCCAGAAAUCACAACAAAUAGAUUUUAUAGUUCACAAGUCAACAACAUCUCCCAUACCAAAGAAAAGAAGAAAGGAAAAGCUAAAAAGAAGAGAUUAACUAAGGCAGAUAUUGGGACACCAAGCAAUUUUCAGCAUAUUGGACACGUUGGUUGGGAUCCAAAUACAGGCUUUGAUCUGAAUAAUUUGGAUCCAGAAUUGAAGAAUCUUUUUGAUAUGUGUGGAAUCUCAGAGGCACAACUUAAAGACAGAGAAACAUCAAAAGUUAUAUAUGACUUUAUUGAAAAAACAGGAGGAGUGGAAGCUGUUAAAAAUGAACUACGAAGACAAGCACCACCACCUCCACCACCAUCAAGGGGAGGGCCGCUGCCUCCUCCUCCCCCUCCACAUAGCUCAGGCCCUCCGCCUCCUCCUGCCAGGGGAAGAGGUGCUCCUCCUCCACCGCCUUCAAGAGCCCCGACAGCUGCACCUCCACCUCCACCUCCUUCCCGGCCAAAUGUAGCAGUCCCUCCACCGCCACCAAAUAGGAUGUACCCACCUCCACCUCCAGCCCUUCCCUCCUCAGCACCCUCAGGGCCUCCACCACCACCUCCAUCUCUGUCGGUGACGGGGCCAGCGGUACCACCCCCACCGCCUCCACCUCCACCUCCACCAGGGCCACCGCCUCUCCCUGGCCUCCCUUCUGAUGGGGACCAUCAAGUUCCAACUCCUGCAGGAAACAAAGCGGCUCUUUUAGAUCAAAUCAGAGAGGGUGCUCAGCUAAAAAAAGUGGAACAGAACAGUCGACCAGUGUCCUGCUCUGGAAGGGAUGCACUUUUAGACCAGAUACGACAGGGUAUUCAGCUGAAAUCUGUGUCGGAUGGCCAAGAGUCCACACCACCAACGUCUGCACCCACAUCAGGAAUUGUGGGUGCAUUAAUGGAAGUGAUGCAGAAAAGGAGCAAAGCCAUUCAUUCUUCAGAUGAAGAUGAAGAUGAAGACGAUGAAGAAGAUUUUGAGGAUGAUGAUGAAUGGGAAGACUGAUCUAUAUAUUAUAUAUAUAUAUUUUUAAGGUGAAAUACUAAACACUACUUUCUGUCUAUGGAUUCUGUAAAAUUAUCAUGUAAAUGUUCUACCAAUUUGCUGUAUAUUUUUGUUGCCUUUUUUGCUUUUUUUUUAUUAAUCUGUGCAAUACCUCAUUUAAUCUGUAAAGGUUUGUCAUAAUCCUUCUACAAAGCUACUCCCUGUUACUGUGUGCAAGUUUACACCAGAAUGCUCACUUGAUUUGUGAAUAAUUUUCAUUCCAUCAACAAGGGAGUUUAAAUAUUAUAUGUGAGACUGACAAAAACCUUAAUGUAAUUUAGUUAUAAUGCCAGAAGGAAAACACUAUUUUCAUACCCUACUUUUUCUGUACCUAAAUUUUCUUAUUAAAAUCUAGUAUAGCACUACAUUCUUUUUUAAGUGAUGCAAACCUUAGUUCCUUUAGCCCCUUCAUUUUGAAUACAAUGCUACAUAUGAAUGUUGGAGCUGAUGCAUUGCACAGUUCUGUAGACAUCACUACACUGAUAAAGUUUCUCGAAUUUUAGCAAUAUGCUCUACAUAAAAUCACUACAGAGAUCCUAGUGGAGAGACUCCGUAACACACCUCGAACCGCAGUAUUGCCCUCGUUGGUGCAGCAGUGGUGUUUGCAGGCUGAACCAGAAGGGCCUUUACAUGCCUGUACUUGACAGAGGUUAUCUUUAUGCUAUAGCAAAUAUGCCAGGUUCUUUCUGACAAAAAAAAAUUUUAAAUUAUAUUUGGUAUUCUGAAACAAAAUUUUUAAGUUGGAGUUUGAGGGGUAAUUUCAUUCUGCAUGAUCUGAAGGGCCUUAUAUAUUAUGGCUGCUCAAAUAUUUGGUAAAAAUGCUGUACAAGUUUAGAACUUUAUUAAAAUGGUGUUGAAUUUAACAUUUUUAUUUUGCAGCCAUAAAACUGAUCUACUUGGUAGAGGUAUUAUGCACUGUAAUACUGAACCUAGUAACAUGCUAUAUAUUUUUAUCUGGAUAAUUUCUCAAGGUUUCUGUCAAAUAUCACAUGAAAGUUAUAUUUUUCUUACAAGAUUGGUCCCAGUGUCAAAUUUCUUGAGACAUAACCAAAUGAUAGAUUUUCAAAAAAUAAAACUUUACAACCUGCACAUUUGUUAUGCAUACUAAAUGGUGUGUUAAAAUUAGGGUUUCCUUGCCUCUCUACAAAACACUAAUCUGCCUAAAGGUGGUUUUUCAUAUUCAUAGUGCUAAUUAUCAUUCCACCCUACUUUAAAUUUUAGGUAGAAAAUUAUCUGAUUUAAAUACAGGCAUAUUUUUCUCACAUUGAGUCAUAUGCAGAAUGUAGUUCCAAAUGUAUUUCAUUACUAUAGUCACAAUAUCCAACUAAAAAUUAUGCUAUCUAGAAUUGUACCGACCAAAAUCUAGUAUUGGCAUGAUCUUGACAGGCUGGACCUGCAAGAUGUGGCUUGAAUUUUAACCAGUUAUUACAUAAUCUCUAGUGAUCAUACAUCUAGUUAUCAUAAGAAAUAAUUUAAAGGGUUUUGUUGCUGAAAGCAGUAAGUGGUGCAGUAAAAUAGUUAAGUUAUUCAAAGAUUGUUACCUUCCUUGCAAGAAUAAUUUAAGCACAUGGGAAAGAUUCUAGACUUUUUGUUUCUUGCAAAAACAGUGCCCUCUGCUGCUAGACAUCAUUUUCUGCUUACUGUCGUUUUUAUUGUGGCUUGAGCUCAGUGAGUGGUGUGGAUGAGGCUGGACAACUACUAACCAA
Messenger RNA from Tupaia belangeri chinensis (Chinese tree shrew), 3159 nucleotides. RefSeq names its product WASP like actin nucleation promoting factor (gene WASL). The transcript has 11 exons. Gene Ontology annotation, molecular function: actin binding. Gene Ontology annotation, biological process: actin filament organization. Lineage: Eukaryota; Metazoa; Chordata; Mammalia; Scandentia; Tupaiidae. The coding region runs from base 17 to 1414 and encodes 465 amino acids. The record is from RefSeq and is a predicted model, not a curated record.